ACAUGUAGCAUUGUUUAUUUCGAGCGAGUGUCUAUGUAGUUAUCAGUCAUCAGAGAGAAAUAUUAUUGAUAACACUUCACAACGUCAACUUGCUGUCUGUUUACUUACAUAUAAAACAAGACAAAACGCCGUUUACCUAUAUUGCAUGAUAAUGACCUCCUGCGUUACUUGAGGGCUAUCUUUCCAUCUUGCUGUAUGUAAGGCUGGUACUGUACCUUGAAGCUGACUGUCAAGUAGAAAAGCGGAUUAACCAUCAUAAAGCGAUUACUGCAAGCUAAACCUUCAGUCAGAAAAUUACAAUACCUUAUAAUACGUUAACAAUAAUAUAAUUUUAUGUAAAAAAAGUUAUUUGUCAAGCAAAAAUGUCAGACAAAAGUGAAAACCAGACUGCUGUUAGCAAACUACAGCCAGACUGUAAGACUGUUCUUGUUACUGGAGGUGCUGGUUUCAUUGGGUCGCAUCUGGUUUUGCUUUUGGCUGCACGAUAUCCCUUGUGGCGAAUCAUUAAUGUUGAUUCACUGGACUAUUGCUCAAGUUUGAAGAAUCUCAAACGUCUUGAGAACACAAGCACUUACAAAUUUAUUCAGGGAGAUGUCUGUGACCAAUACUUUAUUAAUAAUCUGUUUUCUACUGAAAAUAUAAACAUUGUCUUUCAUUGUGCUGCUCAGACACAUGUUGACAAUUCCUUCCUGUAUCCAUCCCAGUUUAUGCAUGUCAAUGCCACUGGCACAGGUAUACUUCUCCAAGCAGCAUUAAAAAGUAGUGUAGAGAAGUUCAUAUAUAUGAGCACUGAUGAGGUUUAUGGAGACAGUCUGGACAAGGAUUUUGAUGAGUUGAGUCCAAAAAACCCAACCAAUCCAUAUUCCAUAUCAAAAGCUGCUGCUGAAAAUGUUGUGAUGUCAUACUGGAAAGAGCACAAGUUUCCAGUAAUAAUUGCAAGAAGCAGUAAUGUGUAUGGACCACGACAAUAUCAUGAAAAGGUUAUUCCACGGUUUUUAGUGCUUCUGCAACAGGACAAAAAAUGCACCAUUCAUGGAACAGGUUUGCAGUCCCGUCACUUUCUCUAUAUAGAUGAUAUAACAGAAGCCCUCCUAAUGAUCAUGAACAGAGGCAUCCUGGGAGAGAUUUACAACAUUGCUGCUAACUUUGAAAUUUCCAUCAUACAGCUAGCCAAAGAGCUAGUAAAAAUGGUGAAGAAUGCUUCUGCCUAUGAGCUGGACAAUUGGCUACUGUUUGUUGAAGAUAGACCUGUUGGUGACCAGAGAUAUCCCAUGAUUUCAGACAAGAUGCGCAAACUUGGAUGGAGACCAAGGGUCCAAUGGAAGGAAGGAAUACAAAGAACAAUUAGGUGGUAUGAAGAGAAUGUGGGCUACUGGCCAACAGUCACUGAAAAGGAGGAGCGAGGAUGACAAAUGACGAAGCACAAUGUUUUCACACUACAAAGAAAUGUUUGUUUUUAAUUUCUGUAAGCUAAUGCCUAAUUUUAUUGCAUGCAUACAAAUAAACUAAUGUACAGUUUUCUUAAACUAUUGUGAAAAUGUAUAAUAUGGUUAAUUAAAUUCAUUGAUUUUAGUAACUA
Molecule: messenger RNA, 1579 nt
Organism: Trichomycterus rosablanca
Lineage: Eukaryota; Metazoa; Chordata; Actinopteri; Siluriformes; Trichomycteridae
Product: dTDP-D-glucose 4,6-dehydratase-like
Exons: 12
Coding region: 363-1409 (348 amino acids)
Biological process (GO): nucleotide-sugar metabolic process
Molecular function (GO): dTDP-glucose 4,6-dehydratase activity
Source: RefSeq, a predicted model, not a curated record